Erythranthe guttata (spotted monkey flower) is the source of this 1641-nucleotide messenger RNA. NCBI's taxonomy places the organism in Eukaryota, Viridiplantae, Streptophyta, Magnoliopsida, Lamiales, Phrymaceae. The record is from RefSeq and is a predicted model, not a curated record.
AUCAAUUUAUAUACAUACAUGUUCGAUUGAGGGGUGAGUACUUCUGGAUGAUUUACUGAGCAUUAAUUUAUAAAUCAAUGGCUUCGAAAAUUCACGCAUCAUCGGGGAUUAAAGGGCGAAGCCGGCUCUCCUUAUUCGUCGUAAUCGGCCUCUGCUGCUUCUUCUACUUGCUAGGAGUAUGGCAAAGGAGUGGUUUCGGCAAGGGAGACAAUUACGCAAUCGAGAUCAACAAACAGCAAGCGAACUGCAACGAAGUCUCGCCCUCCCUCGACUUCGAAAGCCACCACAACUACGUGGCGCCCGUUCAUUCGUCGGAGGAACCCAAAUCGAAAGUAUUCAAACCGUGCGAUGUUAAGUACACGGACUACACUCCUUGCCAAGAGCAAGAUCGUGCCAUGAAAUUCCCUAGGGAGGAUAUGGUCUAUAGAGAGAGGCACUGCCCACCGCAAAACGAGAAAUUGCAGUGCUUGAUUCCGGCUCCCAAUGGGUACACGAGCCCUUUUGCUUGGCCCAAGAGUCGGGACUAUGUUUACUAUUCGAAUGUGCCUUUUAAAAGCUUGGCGGUUGAGAAGGCCGUGCAGAAUUGGGUGCAGUUUGAGGGUAAUGUGUUUAAGUUUCCGGGGGGUGGGACUAUGUUUCCUCAGGGGGCCGAUGCUUAUAUUGAUGAGCUGGCGAGUGUUAUUCCCAUAGCCGAUGGAUCCAUUCGAACUGCCCUUGAUACCGGUUGUGGAGUUGCUAGUUGGGGUGCGUAUAUGCUCAAGAGGAAAGUGUUGACAAUGUCGUUUGCGCCGAGGGAUAAUCACGAGGCGCAAGUGCAAUUUGCAUUGGAAAGAGGUGUGCCUGCGAUUAUUGCAGUUCUUGGAUCGAUACAGCUUCCUUAUCCGUCUAGAGCUUUUGAUAUGGCUCAAUGCUCGAGGUGCUUGAUUCCAUGGACCGCCAACGAUGGGACGUACUUAAUGGAAGUUGACCGAGUUCUUAGACCCGGUGGAUAUUGGGUUUUGUCGGGCCCUCCAAUCAAUUGGAAGACAUACUACAAAACAUGGAAAAGAUCAAAAGAAGAUCUAAAAGCUGAGCAAUCAAGAAUCGAAGAGUUGGCUGAAUCCCUUUGCUGGGAGAAGAAGUACGAAAAAGGAGAUGUUGCCAUCUGGCAGAAAAAAGUCAACGACAAAUCUUGCGCUAGAAAAUCCGACAACUUUUGUCAGUCUUCGGAUGAUGGUGAUGUAUGGUACAAGAAAAUGGAGACAUGCAUAACUCCUUUCCCGGAGGUGAAGAGUUCCGAUGAAGUAGCUGGAGGAGAGUUGAGCAAAUUCCCAGCCCGUCUUUUCGAUGUGCCGCCGCGUGUACGCAGUGGCGAUGUGCCAGGUGUCACAACUGAAUCCUACGAAGAGGACAAUAAACUUUGGAAAAAGCGUGUUACCAAUUACAAAAGAAUUAACAGGUUACUGGGUAGCCCAAGAUAUAGAAACAUCAUGGAUAUGAAUGCUGGCCUUGGCGGCUUUGCGGCGGCAUUGGAUUCGUCCAAACUGUGGGUGAUGAAUGUGGUCCCCACUAUCGCCGACAAUACUUUGGGUGUUGUCUUUGAGAGGGGCUUGAUCGGAAUUUAUCACGAUUGGUAACCUUUCCUUUUUUUCUUCUUCACAU